AACCUCUCGUUAUCACCAAGGAGCCUGCUCCUACUAGUCUCUGGAGUCUGGACCUUGGGGAGAAGAAGAACACGGAGCUCAGUUCAAGACCGCUUUCUCUCGGGGUUUGGUGAAGGAAGAAUGGAAAGGAGCUGAAAUUUUCUUUAAAUUUGAAUUUAGAAGAUGCUGUUGGAGAGGAACCCUAGUCUUACUGUUAACCUAUUGCAGAUAGGUAGAUAUUAGACUUGAAGAGUUUUUAUUCAACAAGCGAGAAUUCAAGGAAAGGAAAGAUGACGUCUUUUUCAAAUGCAUUUCUGUUUCAAGAGGGAUCCAUGGGGGGUUUAGCAGCAGCAAGUGGUGCGCUUAUUGGAAAAUCUCAUUCUCAAAAGUUCCAGACACCAUUUGUAGGUGUAUUUCAUUCAAGCAAGCUGCGAAUUCUUGUUCGGUCAUAUAGAUACUCCCAAAGGAAGUCCAGACUAUUACCUUGUAUAAGGUGUGCAAGAAAGGAUGGAAAAUUUGAUCCAUCUUCCAUCGAACCGCCGCCAUACCAUUGUUACUUUGAUUCCACAUCCGGGCAGCUUGAGCCAGCAUCUGGUGCCCGGGCCAGUAUACCUGGGAGGGAGUACUGGCCUGAAGGAACUGCUAGCCGGGUGAGGGCAGCCAGGGCUCCUGAACCACUUGGCAAGUCGAAAGGGAAGCCUUCAUAUGGAAAAAGUCCUGGAAGCAGGAGGAAGAAGUAUAAGGGGCAGGCUGCUGCUUCCGAAACUUCAGAAAUGAGUAGUGAUGUGACUGACCCACCACCUGUGCUUGAGACUUCUGAUGAUGUUUCUGAUGAACCUAAAAACCCAUCCAAGGAAUAUGUUAUUUAUCAGACAGAACCAGAGGAAAAGAAUCUCAGUCCUUAUGAGUUGGACAAAGAAAUGGGGCGACCACAUCCCUUUAUUGAUCCAGCUUCAAGCAAGCCCAUAGAAGAGCCUCAAACAAGUCAAGAUUUGUGGUGGAAUUGGAGAAAGCCCGAUGAGGAGCAAUGGUCAAGGUGGCAAAGAAGGCGUCCAGAUGUUGACACGGUGUUUGCAAAGGCAAUGGCAGAGACUGGGCAAAUAAAGCUUUAUGGAGACUAUCCUACAAGAACUGAAGCUGCUCUUGCAAAGGCAAGAAGACAUGUAUUCAAAGAGGAAAGGCUACAAGCAGAGCAGAGGAGACUGGAAGAGAUAGGACCAUUAGCAUACUAUUCUGAAUGGGUUAAAGCAUAUAGAAAGAGGGAUACUUCACGCAAAGCUGCGGAGAAGCACUUUGAAGAAACUGGAGAAGAUGAGAACACUCAACUCAUCACAAUGUUCCAGCACCAAACUGCUGAAGAGUAUCGCAUUAUGAUGGGCACUGAUAUUCGUAUAAAGCGGGAUCCUUUAGCUAUGAGGAUGCGAGAAGAUCAAAUCAAAGAGAUAUGGGGGGGUGAUCCUGUUUACCCAACUGUGAAUUAUGUUCAAGACCCUGAUGAGAUCAUCGACUAUAGAGGUCCGGAUUUCCAUGAGCCAACACACGACAUGUUGGCCUAUCUAAUAGAGCAAGGAAAAAUGAUACCAAGGGAGGAGCUUGAGAAAAUUUUGGCCAAAGAGAAGACUCAAGAACUUGAGAUCACUGAUGUGGAUGAAGCUAUGGCAAGUGCAGUUGACAUAGGAGAGGAUGAUGAUGAGGAAGAUGGUGAGGACGAACAACAAGAGGAGGAGAAAAUUACCCGCAACUGGAGCGUUUUGAAAACUACUACUCAGCUUCGUAAGUCAAAGGAAAAACCAAAGAAGGAAGGUCCAAUGACACUAGAAGAUGCUAUAGAUGAUUCAGAGAACUUGACUGAUUUCCUUAUGGACUUUGAUGAAGAAGAAUGAUGUUUGUAACAUGCUGCUGACAGAAACCGUCUAUGACUGAUUUUAAUCAUAUUAGAGCGAAGGCGCCAGGAAGAAAGAGUCAUGGUAAAUCUGAUCGCAGGAUUGCAGAUUUCGACAAAAAUAAAUUGAUCAACUCUUGAUGCCAACAGUGUGAGCAUGUUGCAGUUCUUGUGGUAUAAAUGCUAUGCAAGAGCUUUUCCACAUGUUUCUUGAAUCAAAUGAGAGGACACAGCUGUGCAAUUUGUUGUUGUUUGAUACACGGCAGGAGCUUGGGUGGAUUCUGUAUGGCCUCGCAAUGGAAAUCUUUCAUCUUGCUUGUCAUAGUGAAUGAAAUAUUACAGGAUUCUUGGUUCCUUGAAAAGGCUAUGGACCAAGUGGCUUGAGCAUUGAUGAGUAUCCCAGUCUGUCCAAGCCACUACCAUUGUCACAAUCUCUCGAUGAACUCGGACAAGUUGUCCCAGAAUAAUUGAAGUAUUCUAAUUAUCUGUAAGUUCUUUGGUGAACUCAUCUGAUCUCCAUGAGUUGGUUAAUUAUUGUA
Molecule: messenger RNA, 2400 nt
Organism: Phoenix dactylifera (date palm)
Lineage: Eukaryota; Viridiplantae; Streptophyta; Magnoliopsida; Arecales; Arecaceae
Gene: PTAC12
Product: plastid transcriptionally active 12
Biological process (GO): positive regulation of DNA-templated transcription; response to light stimulus; positive regulation of red or far-red light signaling pathway
Cellular component (GO): nucleus; chloroplast
Source: RefSeq, a predicted model, not a curated record